This is a messenger RNA of Papaver somniferum (opium poppy), 1450 nucleotides long. RefSeq names its product protein FMP32, mitochondrial-like. Lineage: Eukaryota; Viridiplantae; Streptophyta; Magnoliopsida; Ranunculales; Papaveraceae. Gene Ontology annotation, cellular component: mitochondrion. The record is from RefSeq and is a predicted model, not a curated record. The coding region runs from base 334 to 1107 and encodes 257 amino acids. The transcript is spliced from 7 exons.
UUGCGUUUGCGUACAGGAAAGAAAAUACCGAAAAUUCCAUCACAAUAAGAAUACAGUUUCUCUGGUUUAUCAUAAAACAAGAAGAAUUCCCAAGAUUUCCUCAACUCCGUUUCUUUCGGACCAUCCAUCAUUUCCCCUUUCCCCUCAUUUCCGCAUUUCAUUUACUUUCCCACUUCUUCCAUUUUCUUUAAUCCCAAGAAAUCAAAAUCAAGAUUCCAUUUCUCACAAAAUUUUUCUCAAAUAAACGAAAAGGAGGAUUUGCUUUCAUCAGAUCACCCUCCUUUUCAAGAUUUUCCAAACCCUAAUUAGGACAUUUGAUUAAGAAUCGUUUUAAUGGCUUGUAGAAGGGCGGUUCUAUUUGGAACAAAUUCUAGGUCUAGUUUGUAUAAAAUAGGUGGUGGUGGUGGAGGUUUUAAUUCUUUAGCUCCGACGACAACAAUAAUUGCUGAUAGAUAUCCAAUUUGUUCGUCUUCAUUAUCGAUCAGGUCUUCUCCAUGUUUGAGUCCUCAUUUUAAUGGAUUUGAUUGUAGGCAGAUUUCGCAGAUGACAUAUAAUGGUAAACAACGAGCGUUUCUUGUUGAUACAUUAGCUCUGGUUAGGAAAUUAGAGAAAGAAGGUUUUGAAUCAAAGCAUGCGGAAGCAAUAACAGAUGCUGUGACACAAGUUUUGAGUGAUAGCUUAGAAAAUGUGGCUCAGCUCUAUGUAUCCAAUGGCGAAAUGCAAAAGAUUCAAAUGUCCAUAGAAGCUGAUAUCUCCAAAUUCAAAUCUCAAGUUAACAGUUCCCAGGAGCACAAUUUCUCUCAACAACAGCGUGAAACUGAAAAACUCCGCAGCGAUAUUGAGAAGAUGCGCAGCGAACUGAGGUAUGAAAUUGAUAAAGUCACUGCUGGACAACGUCUGGAUUUGAAUCUUGAAAGAGGACGAAUACGGGAUGAGUUGGCGAAUCAGAAUGCAGAAACAUCUAACCUGACAAACAAGCUUGAUCGGGAAAUUCAUGCCUUGAGGGCUCAACUGGAAGCAGCAAAGUAUGAUGUGAUUAAGUAUUGCAUUGGUACACUCGUCUCUAUCUCUGCUGUUGGUCUUGCUAUAAUCCGUGUUUUGAUGUGAAACUCUCUAAGCCUGUUGAUAUUGGAAGGUAACUGGAAUCUAAAGAAACCUUAGUACAUUCAUUGUUUUUACUUGAGGAAAUUGAGUAGUGACUGACAGUUUGGAAGAUCUGAUGGCCAUGUGUAUUGAAAUUGUGGCUACAUGCACAUCUGACUAGCUCUUCACACUUUUCUUGGUUAACUCUACUUUCUUGUUAUAUUUUCGUUGUAAGUCGGAAAAGGGCUAAAGAUAAUGCAACAUCAAUUUGUCUGUGUACUAGGAAUUCUGACGAUUUACAUCAAAUAUAUUAGCAAAACAUUGCAUCAUAAUUCAAGAGCACUUGUUAUUUGUGUUCACUUUGUUA